Messenger RNA from Tupaia belangeri chinensis (Chinese tree shrew), 4092 nucleotides. It is a transcript of the gene ASPHD2, whose product is annotated as aspartate beta-hydroxylase domain containing 2. Bases 870 to 1979 code for a protein of 369 amino acids. The record is from RefSeq and is a predicted model, not a curated record. Lineage: Eukaryota; Metazoa; Chordata; Mammalia; Scandentia; Tupaiidae. Gene Ontology annotation, cellular component: membrane. The transcript is spliced from 4 exons.
CACCUGUCCCAUGAGUUAUCACGAGCCAUAAACCGCCUUCCCAAAUCUUCAGCUCAUCGCCCACUUUUCCUAGCAACACCCCCCACACACACCAUCUCCCAGUGGUCUCCAGUGCCUUCCAGUCUCCCCACUCUGCAGCGCAGUAGGGAAGACGCUGGCGAAGAGUGAGGAGAAAAGGUCCCCACCAGGAGGACUGGCCCCAGGACAUCUCUGGGCUCCUGAGUGGAGAGGGUGGAGCACCCACACCUUGCCUAGCCAUGCUGCUCCUGGAGGGCUUUCCAGGGUGGCCUGGCCUUGUGCUGGACUGGGACCCUGAACUGGGUGCAGCAGGGCAGGCCUGAUGGUCCCAGGUGUCCCCUGUGUCCUAUUUGAUGGUACUUGUCCACCAAUUGGCCAUGAAUUGCAACCCUGUUCCCCAGAGCUAACUGACCUUCCAGAUCUGGGGUUACUUAUCAAAGUGCAGAGCUGUAAUGGGAUGAGAGUAAUGAUACAGAUGAAAACCACCCAUGAGUGCAGGGAGCUGGGGGUUACUGUGCUCACGGAGACAGGGAGUCCCUCACUGCGGGGUGAGGGACUGUCCCUGGGUGGCCUGGAGGAUCAAGUGUUUGAAGCAGUGCCUGAUAAACUGCCAACCACCCUACAAAGGUUUCGGCUUCCUAAAAAACAUAAUAAUAAUCUUCCCAGGGUGACCAACCUCACUUGUUAAUGUGACAUAAACCAGCUCCUCCUGCCCACGGCGUGACUUUUGCUGGGAGCAGAGUGGUGGACAUAGGCUUAUUCAUCGAUGCCGCCUUCAACUGGACCCGAGGAGCGCUGCCAGCUAUGCCUCCCCCUGCCCCCGCCGCUCCUCACCUCCCACGCUAACCUGCAUGGUGUGGGUGCCCUUGGGACCCCAGAAGACUGAUUAUCUGACCUUGCUUCACACCCUUCAUAACAACGCCCUCAAGAUGUCCCUUGAGUGGCUGGUGGCCUGGAGCUGGUCUCUGGACGGCCUGAGGGACUGCAUCGCCACCGGCAUCCAGUCUGUGCGGGACUGCGACACCACGGCGGUGGUCACCGUGGCCUGCCUGCUGGUCCUGUUCGUGUGGUACUGCUACCACGUGGGCAGGGAGCAGCCCCGGCCCUACGUCUCCGUCAACUCCCUCAUGCAGGGCGCAGAUGCCAGCGGGCUGCAGAACGGGUACGUGUACUGCCAGUCCCCCGAGUGCGUGCGCUGCACGCACAACGAGGGCCUCAACCAGAAACUCUACCACAACCUGCAGGAGUACGCCAAGCGCUACUCCUGGUCCGGCAUGGGCCGCAUCCACAAGGGUAUCCGCGAGCAGGGCCGCUACCUCAACAGCCGGCCCUCCAUCCAGAAGCCCGAGGUCUUCUUCCUGCCCGACCUCCCCACCACGCCCUACUUCUCCCGGGAAGCACAGAAGCACGACGUGGAACUGCUGGAACGGAACUUCCAGACCAUCCUGUGCGAGUUCGAGACCCUCUACAAAGCCUUCUCAAACUGCAGCCUCCCACAAGGAUGGAAAAUGAACAGCACCCCCAGCGGAGAGUGGUUCACCUUUUACUUGGUCAAUCAGGGCGUUUGCGUUCCCAGGAACUGCAGGAAGUGCCCACGGACGUACCGCUUGCUCGGAAGCCUUCGGACCUGUAUUGGGAACAAUGUUUUUGGGAACGCAUGCAUCUCCGUGCUGAGCCCCGGGACUGUGAUAACGGAGCACUAUGGACCCACCAACAUCCGGAUCCGAUGCCAUUUAGGUCUGAAAACUCCGAGUGGCUGUGAGCUGGUGGUCGGGGGGGAGCCCCAGUGCUGGGCAGAAGGACGCUGCCUCCUCUUCGACGACUCUUUUCUGCACACUGCGUUCCACGAAGGCGCAGCUGAGGAUGGCCCACGGGUAGUUUUCAUGGUGGAUCUGUGGCACCCCAAUGUCGCAGCAGCUGAACGGCAGGCCCUCGAUUUCAUCUUCGCCCCGGGACGAUGAGAACAGGGACCACGCCGGGGUCGGCCAGCGGGGCGAGACAAGCCUGGGCAGGCUGGUGCAGUCCAGCGUCGCCCAUGUCGGGAUUCCGUGCUCCUGAACCUGCCUCAGCGGAAAGCUCUUACUUGGGAUGUGAGUUCACGCUGGGUCCCUCUUCCCUUUGGUUCUUGUACCUGGGAAAUUUGCAGCUUGUAUUUCCUUAGAUUUUUGUUCUUCCUUCCAAUCCUUUGCUUCUGGGAUUCCUUUCUGGCCUAACAGCGCAUUCCUUUGCCUCCGUGACCAGACACUCAGUGUCCCCGUGAGUCUGUGUUCUGUUGCUACUCAGUUCUUUCAGUGCUCUGAAACAGAGCAACCAAAUGGUUAUGUGUCUGAAUGUAAUAAUGUGAAGCUUCUUGUGGUCAUCUUAAAAGAGAAAACAAAACAUAACAAACUGCAAGCCAGAGAGCUGGAGAACAGGGCCUCUGACACUGGCAUCCAACAGAUGUUUCGGCUGCCCUGGGGCAAGGGAGAGUCUGCAGUGCCCACACCCAGCCAGCUGUCAGCAGGUUGAGAGGCUGCCGGACACAGCAGAAGGCGGUGCCCAGCGUCAGGACCCUGGGCAGCUGUCACCAUCGCAACCUCACCCCAAACCCGGUCAGGUCCCUGAUGACAACAAGCAUUCGGCUGGUGGGACUGGAGGCUUCUCUUUUAAACACGGCUUUGUACAAAGCUGAGGCUGCUGUCCUCGAGAGCCAAGCUGGGGCUCCCACCAUCAGCCCCGGAUGUGUGAUCCACUUACCUCACUGCCUACAGAAGCCCUACUGCCAAACCAGGCCUGGACAAGUCCCCAUCUUAGCUCUUUGGCGUCCAGUGAUGAACGUUGAGACCACCAGGGCGGCUGAUGGGAACUGUGGUGGGAUAAGACUCCACUCAACAGUGACACGCUGGGAAAGCCUUUCUCUGGCAAAACUGGAAUCCUCAAUCUGACCAAAGUGUCUGUUUUGCUUUGGAGUUCUGUUGCCUAUGAUUUUUUUUUAUUUCUUUGUCUGUACGUAAACGUUCAAACACGAGACUUGGGGAUCAUGGGAGAGUUGGCACGGUGUCUUUGUCAUUGUACAAGGUGUGCGCUGAGUAACAGUGACCCAAGCCAGCAUGUGCUAGGGAGGACGCAGGGAAGACGGACCAGCCCACAGGCCCCACCGUCACUGUGCUGGCGUUUCGGUCUCCUGUGCUGAACACACAGAGCUUUUCCCAAAGGAAAAGGCCUGUAGAGGCCAGAUCGAGGCACUACGUCUAGAAACAGCCUCCCAUUAGCUGACAUGUCAAAGUGUAGCUUACCAGCCAUACUAGAGAUGCCUUUUUUGAAUACUGUCCUAUGGGCAGUGUCAGACAGAAAAGCCAAGGAGCAGUGCAGAACAGACAGCUUGUCACACGCACAGGUCCAGUUGUUGACAUCCAGGAGAGAACCAGCAGCCUCCGUGAGCUACGACGGUCAGGAGUAAACACAAUCUGAAAUGCACUACAUCAUUACUAACAAGUGUACAAAGAGAACAUGUCCGCAGCGGAGGAAAAAAAGAUCCGCACGGGUUAUUUCCAGAGAUCAGAGAGCAGGAAGAAAGGCAGAAGUUUCCAACACACCUGAAGUCUUUUUAAUCAUUAAGUAUCUUGUUAAAGAACCACCGAGGUGCAUGAUUUCUACACAUACCGACUACACCGCUCUACGUUUACAAAACCAACAGCCCGCACAGGUACGUGGCUACCCGUGCUCAUGUGAUGUGGUUGAGAACAGAAGAUAAAUAAAGGAUCUUGCUAAAAACCAGACUGAAGUGGUCCCAUAGUCUGUGGGGAGAAGAUGCAACUUGGGCAGAAGUCCCAAGAGCAUCACUCCAAUGAGCUUGAGGGGCUUUGCUUUUUGAAUCAUGUUACAGGGUCAAGCAAGACACUAAAAUUGAUCAUGAUAAUAAUUAAAGUGGGCUGGCCCUAGCCAAGUGGUUAAAGGAGCUGGAUCCCUCAUGGCUGACGGUGGUUUGAAUCCCAGCCCUGAGGGCUUGAUAAAACAUGUAAGGGUAUGCAUGCCCCAAAUCCUGACAGGGUGGAGAAAUGGAGGAGGAAGAAUUGCAAUGUAACAACCACGCCC